This is a messenger RNA of Helicoverpa zea (corn earworm), 1367 nucleotides long. RefSeq names its product thioredoxin-like protein 1 (gene Txl). Bases 87 to 947 code for a protein of 286 amino acids. NCBI's taxonomy places the organism in Eukaryota, Metazoa, Arthropoda, Insecta, Lepidoptera, Noctuidae. The record is from RefSeq and is a predicted model, not a curated record. The transcript is spliced from 6 exons.
UCUGUCAAACAACCAUUUUGAAGUAUCAUUCCCGACUGUUGUCAUUGUGGACUCUUGUUUUAAAUUGCAAUAUUUAAGAGAAAACCAUGGGUUUAGCUACUGUUAUUGAAAGCGAAGCACAUUUCCAAACGGAAAUGGCCAAUGCUGGCACCAAACUCGUCGUAGUGGACUUCACAGCGACUUGGUGUCCGCCAUGCCAACGGAUCGCGCCGUUCUUCGAGCAGCUGCCGGCGAAGUUCCCCAGGGCUGUGUUCCUGAAGGUGGACGUGGGGCGGUGCGCGGAGACGGCCAGCGCGCAAGGCAUCAGUGCGAUGCCGACAUUCAUUUUCUACAGAAACCGAACCAGGAUUGACCAGCUACAGGGCGCUGACCCUGCAUCACUUGAGACUAAAGUUAGACAAUAUUAUGGUACUGAUGAAGCUGGAGAUGAGGACAACACCGUUGCUGGUCAUAUGGACCUGGCAACAUUCAUAACUAAGAGUGAGUGUGAAUGCCUGAAUGAAGCCGACAACCACCCCAUGGCUCACUGCCUCACCAGCGCGGGAGGGUACCUUGCUAGCGACUGCGAUGAGCAGCUCAUCAUCAAUAUUAGUUUCAACCAGCUGGUGAAGCUACACUCAUUAAAAAUCAAAGCUCCCGGUGACAAGGGGCCCAAGAAUGUCAAAAUAUUCAUCAACCAGCCAAGAACACUUGACUUCGACCAGGCUGCUGGCAACAUGUCCGUGCAGGAUGUUGAAUUUACACCAAGUGACCUUGAAGGCAACCCUGUACCACUGAAGUUUGUGAAAUUCCAAAGUGUUCAGAACAUUCAACUAUUUAUCAAAGACAACCAGUCUGGUGGGGAAGUCACGCAAAUUGAUCACCUGGCCUUCUAUGGAUCACCCAUUUCUACCACUAACAUGGGAGAGUUCAAGCGGGUAGCGGGGAAAAAGGGAGAAAGCCACUAGCAUAAUUCUCUUUAUGGAAGAUAGUUCAGUGUUACUGUGUUCAGUAAAUUCUAAUUCAAGUGGCUUGGUGCAGGAACCAUUGUUCCUUCAUUAGAGUAUAUUGGCAACUAUGUACGUAAUAAAACAUCGCAUUUAUUCAUCAAACUCAUAUCACAUUAUCAUCAAUGAAAUGAAACAAAUCUGAACUAUUUUCUAUGAAAUGACGGGAUUCAUUUCUCAAACUGUGUCAAAUAGUAGAUGUGAAUUUUCUAAUAUAUUAUUAUUAUAUAUUCUCGCCACAUAUUUAUAAAAUAUGGUGUAACACUCAUAAUUAAUUAUUGUUUUUAAGUGUAAAGGUCAUUCCAGGGCCACAGUUUGUUAAAUGGGGAUUCAGAAUUAUCAGGAAUUUGUAUAUUCAAUAAAUAAACAUACACAAGUGUA